Etheostoma spectabile (orangethroat darter) is the source of this 3129-nucleotide messenger RNA. RefSeq names its product signal recognition particle 72 (gene srp72). NCBI's taxonomy places the organism in Eukaryota, Metazoa, Chordata, Actinopteri, Perciformes, Percidae. The coding region runs from base 168 to 2174 and encodes 668 amino acids. The transcript is spliced from 19 exons. Gene Ontology annotation, biological process: SRP-dependent cotranslational protein targeting to membrane. Gene Ontology annotation, molecular function: protein binding; 7S RNA binding; ribosome binding. The record is from RefSeq and is a predicted model, not a curated record. Gene Ontology annotation, cellular component: signal recognition particle, endoplasmic reticulum targeting.
ACCAAAAUAUCUACUUUUCAUUAACAUUGAAACACGUUGUAGUUUAUCACUAAUCUUUGUUUUGUGUUUUUGGAAUUUAUUUUAUUUUAAAAUUAAUAAAUACAAUUGUCCUUGACCCGGUAGUGUAAACAUUCUGCUUCCGCCGACUAUGAGCCCAUUCAGCGAAGAUGGCGAAUGCAGGGGUCUCGGUGGCUUCGCUGUGGACUGAAGUUAACCGUUGCGGUCAGAAUGGAGACUUUACAAGAGCCCUUAAAGCUCUAACUAAAAUUCUGCAAGAAAACAGGGACGAUGUGACGGCCCUUCACUGUAAAAUAGUUUGUCUUGUUCAGAAUGGCAGCUUCAAAGAGGCGCUGAAUGUAAUGAACACACAUUCAAAACUACUCGGCAGUGAAGUUGUGUUUGAGAAGGCGUACUGCGAGUACCGGCUGAACAGAGUGGAUAGUGCCCUGAAGACCAUUGAGGCUGCUCCUGAACAAACAGACAAGCUGAAGGAGCUCUACGGUCAAGUGUUGUACAGACUGGAGCGCUACGAUGACUGCAAGAGUGUCUACACAGAUCUGAUCAGGAAUUCCCAGGAUGAGUACGAGGAGGAGAGGAAAACCAACCUCGCUGCUGUGGUGGCUUCUAUGAGUCAGUGGGAGGAAACUCCAUUGGAAGAUCUAGGUCUUCCCGAGUCCACGUACGAGUUGUGCUACAAUGCUGCCUGCGCUUUGAUUGGCCAAGGACAGCUUACAGAGGCACUCAAUAAACUACGACAAGCAGAGGAGCUUUGCAGAGUCUCGUUGGCAGAUGAUUCUGAUGUGACUGAGGAGGACAUUGAGUCAGAGCUGGCCGUCAUCCAUUCUCAGAUGGCGUACAUCAUGCAAUUACAAGGUCGGACAGACGACGCUCUGCAGCUCUACAACCAGGUCAUCAAGCUCAAGCCAUCAGAUGUAGGGCUGCUUGCUGUGACUGCCAACAAUAUCAUUACAAUAAACAAGGACCAAAACGUGUUUGACUCCAAGAAAAAGGUGAAACUGACAAACGCUGAAGGUGUUGAAUACAAGCUGGCGAAGAAGCAGCUGCAGGCCAUUGACUUCAACAAAGCCCUCCUGGCCAUGUACACUAACCAGGCGGACCAGUGCAGGAAACUGUCAUCCAGUCUUCAGUCUCAGAAUCCGGGUCACCCGCGGCCGGUCCUCAUACAGGUUGCUCAACUGUGCAGGGAGAAGCAGCACGGCAGGGCCAUCGAGCUGCUCCAGCAAUUCUCAGACCAACAUCCAGAGAGUGCAUCUGGCAUCAAACUAACAAUGGCACAACUCUAUGUAAUACAAGGUCAUGUAACAAAAGCUUGUGAUGUUCUAAGGUCCAUUGAAGAGUUCAAGCACAAAUCAGGGAUGAUUUCAGCUCUGGUAACGAUGUACUCCCACGAAGAAGACAUUGACAGCGCUAUUGAGAUUUUCAAACAAGCUAUUGAACACUACCAGUCUGAACAGCCCGGAUCUGCUGCACACUUGGCACUUGUACGAGAAGCUGCCAAUUUCAAACUGAAGUACGGACGGAAAAAAGAAGCCAUUAGUGAUCUGGAGCAGCUGUGGAAGCAAAACACCAACGACAUCCACACACUGGCACAACUCAUCUCGGCGUAUUCUCUGGUGGACACAGACAAAGCCAAAUCCCUCAGCAAGCACCUACCAUCCGCAGACACAAUGGCCUUAAAUGUGGACGUGGACGAGCUGGAGAACUCCCACGGAGCCAACUACGUCAGGAAAAAAGCUGCUAAGGUCCCAGGAGAAAACCUUCCAAAAGAACAAAUCCAAGGAGAGAUUAAAAAGAAGAAGAAGAAAAAGAGAGGCAAACUGCCCAAAAACUAUGACCCAAAAAGUACCCCUGACCCUGAGAGGUGGAUGCCCAUGAAGGAGCGUUCCUACUACAGAGGCAAGAAGAAGGGAAAGAAGAAGGAGCAAAUAGGAAAAGGCACACAGGGAGCAACGGCAGGAGCUUCGGCUGAAUUGGAUGCCAGUAAGACAGCCAGUAGCCCCCCUACUUCCCCCAGACCAGGGUCUGCAUCCGGCUCCUCUUCAGCCGCCGCCAGCAACGUGGUCCCCCCACGGCAGCAGAAACCUGCAGCCUCGGGGGCCACACGCAAGAAGGCACCACAGAAGAAGAAGAAGGGAGGCAAAGGAGGCUGGUAGUCAGAGGGAAGCAACACAUCAGGCAGAGGGGAUAUGGGAUACUCUGUCUCACCAAGAAAUCAUAAGCUUUUCUCUUUUUUAUGUUUCAAGUUAAAUUGAACUUUUUGUUAUGGCCAUUCAUAUAAAUAUGUCAAACCAAAAGCUCCCCUCUUCUCUUCUAUGUUAUUAAUUUGUGGUGUUAAAAGUACAGAAGAGAGAGAGAGAGAGAGAGAGAGUGUAUUUAAAGGACAGUUCCACUGAAAUUAACUUUUUGUAUCUUAGCGAAAGCAGAUUGUUUCUUAAAAGAUUUCUUUUUACCCGUGACCCUCUGAGUUCACAGUGAAAUCAGAGUUCUUUUUUCAUUAAAUGGUCCGAUGAAUGGGAAAUGCUUUUUCUUCGCUGUUACCUGGUGCUCUUUUUUUAUCGAAAUGUUCUCCUCUAUUGUCCUCCUGUAAUAUAUCAGGAUUUCACAGAGAUGCUGCAUUCAGAAACCUCUGUAAAUGUCUAUAAAAUAUGAAAAUAGAUUGUUCGGUAGAUCCAUCAAACUUUUAUUCCAUUGUUUCAACUAAAUCAUUAAAAUCAUGUCACUGCUGACUUUAAGACCUCACAGUUUCAUUUAAUUCCGUGCCAUGUCGGUGUUGCAUUUUCCUUACUGUUAAUUAUGCAGUUAUGAAAACAAACUACUUUUGCAAAGUAACUCAAAGUUAAAUUUUGGUGGAACUGUCCUUAAUAUUUCUUGGGUCGGAGUAUUAGGAGAUACCUUCUCUGGCUGUUUGCUUUCCUUUAACCGUCUCUUCUCUUCACUUCCAAUCAGCUGCCAAGAUGCAAUGUUAAAGAAUCUUUAUUUUUCAGUCCCUGUCUUGGUCUAAAUUCAAGCAAAUAAUUUAAAUUCUUAAAUUGAAUUCUGUCCGAUGCAUGUUUUUAAGACCAAACAGGUUUCCCCUUUUGUUAAGUCUUAAUAAAACUCUUAAUUACA